Molecule: messenger RNA, 6092 nt
Organism: Pelobates fuscus (common spadefoot toad)
Lineage: Eukaryota; Metazoa; Chordata; Amphibia; Anura; Pelobatidae
Gene: PREX2
Product: phosphatidylinositol-3,4,5-trisphosphate dependent Rac exchange factor 2
Exons: 40
Coding region: 300-5120 (1606 amino acids)
Biological process (GO): positive regulation of GTPase activity; regulation of signaling; G protein-coupled receptor signaling pathway
Cellular component (GO): plasma membrane
Molecular function (GO): protein binding; guanyl-nucleotide exchange factor activity; GTPase activator activity
Source: RefSeq, a predicted model, not a curated record
CUACUGACUGGAGUUCUGCAAACUGGAUUUAUUUCAUUCUAUUUUUGUUACAAGAUAUCUCAGCAGUGAAUCUGUGUACAACUUUAUUGGUGUGUUAUUUUGGACACUCAUCUAUUAAGUAGUUUGGAAGUUUCACAAACAUGGCAAUUUCUUUGAAGAAGAAGCACAGAGUUUAACUAGGAGCAUCUUCUGGAUUUAUUGUGGACAGUAUUUUUUUCAUUUUUUUUUUCUGUGACAAAGUAAAAUAAUUUUUGGGGGGGAGAUACCAGGUAAUUUUUCUUAUUGAACCAGACAUCACUAUGACAGAGGAAAAUAAACCUGACAGCAAAGGAGAGAGUGCAAAGGAUCUAGAGAGACAGCUUCGCCUGAGAGUGUGUGUUCUCAGUGAACUGCUGAAGACUGAGAGGGACUAUGUGGGGACUUUGGAGUUUCUUGUAUCGGCAUUUCUUCACCGAAUGAUGCAAUAUGCUGCUUCAAAAGAUGAUAAAAAUGUCACAGAGGACACAGUAAAGACAUUAUUCUCCAACAUUGAGGACAUACUUGCCGUACAUAAGGACUUUCUGACCUUGAUUGAGGAGUCCUUGCAGCCAGAACCCAACGCACACCAGGAAGUUGGAAAAUGCUUUCUAAAAUUUAAAGACCGCUUUGCAAUUUAUGAUGAGUACUGCCGAAACCAUGAAAAAGCACAGAAGUUACUGCUUGAACUUAACAAAAUCAGAACAGUGAGGACAUUUUUAUUGAAUUGCAUGUUACUAGGAGGGAGGAAGAACACAGAUGUUCCACUGGAAAGCUAUUUAGUAGCGCCAAUCCAGAGGAUCUGCAAGUACCCCCUUCUUCUACGUGAGUUACUGAAAAGGACUCCAAAGCGGCACACGGAGCAUGGAUCCAUUGUGGAAGCUCUUCAAGCAAUGAAAGCUGUGUGCUCUAACAUUAAUGAAGCCAAGCGACAGAUGGAAAAACUGGAAAUCUUGGAGGAAUGGCAGAGCCACAUAGAGGGAUGGGAGGGUUCAAGCAUAACCGAUACGUGCACUGAAAUGCUAAUGCAUGGGGUCCUUUUAAAAAUCUCAUCAGGGAAUAUCCAGGAGAGAAUAUUUUUCCUGUUUGAUAAUCUUUUGGUGUACUGCAAAAGAAAACAUCGGCGUCUGAAGAACAGCAAAGCAUCCACAGAUGGACACCGCUAUCUAUUCCGUGGACGUAUCAACACAGAGGUGAUGGAGGUUGAAAAUGUUGAUGAUGGAACUGCUGAUUUCCACAGCAGUGGGAAUACUGUCUUCAACGGCUGGAAGAUACAUAACACUGCCAAAAACAAGUGGUUUGUCUGUAUGGCAAAGACACCAGAGGACAAGCAACAGUGGCUGGAAGCUAUCUUAAAGGAGAGAGAGAGAAGGAAAAGUUUGACACUGGGUAUGGAGCAAGACACCUGGAUGAUGAUAUCGGAACAGGGAGAAAAGCUGUAUAAAAUGAUGUGCAAGCAAGGAAACCUAAUUAAGGACAGAAAAAAGAAACUGACUACAUUUCCAAAAUGUUUCUUUGGAAGUGAAUUCGUAGACUGGUUACUGGAAAUUGGAGAAAUUCAUAAGCCUGAGGAAGGAGUUAAUCUUGGUCAAGCGCUGCUUGAAAAUGGAAUCAUUCAUCAUGUUACAGAUAAGCAUCAGUUUAAAUCGGAGCAGAUGUUGUACAGGUUCCGAUACGAUGACGGUACAUACUACCCAAGGAAUGAAAUGCAGGACGUGAUAUCCAAGGGUGUGAGACUAUAUUGUCGUCUUCACAGCUUAUUUACGCCAGUAAUUAGAGACAAAGAUUACCAUCUUCGAACUUAUAAAUCAGUAGUCAUGGCAAACAAGCUGAUAGACUGGCUUAUUGCUCAGGGAGACUGUCGGACUAGAGAAGAGGCAAUAAUCUUUGGUGUAGCACUAUGUGACAAUGGAUUUAUGCAUCAUGUACUGGAAAAAAGUGAAUUUAAGGAUGAACCCCUCUUGUUUCGAUUUUUUUCUGAUGAGGAAAUGGAAGGAUCCAAUAUGAAACACAGGCUCAUGAAACAUGACCUUAAAAUUGUUGAAAAUAUCAUUGCUAAAUCUUUGGUGAUAAAACCCAGUGAAGGGAGCUAUGGCUUUGCCCUAGAGGAUAAAAAUAAGGUGCCAAUCGUUAAAUUCCUUGAACGAGGUUCAAAUGCUGAGUUGUCAGGGCUGGAAGUUGGAAAAAAAAUCUACGCAGUAAACGGUGACCUGGUUUUCCUGAGACCUUUUCAUGAAGUGGAUUGUUUUCUGAAGACUUGCUUGAACAGCAGAAAGUCCCUAAGGAUUCUCAUGAGCACAAAACCAAGAGAGACUGUCAAAAUUCCAGAUUCUCCUGAAGGACUGGGCUUUCAGAUAAGAGGGUUUGGACCAUCUGUUGUACAUGCUGUUGGGAGAGGGACGGUUGCAGCAGUUGCUGGUCUUCAUCCAGGGCAGUGCAUCAUCAAAGUGAAUGGCAUUAAUGUCAGCAAAGAGACCCAUGCCAGUGUCAUUGCCCACGUGACAGCCUGCAGAAAGUACAGGCGUCCAAUGCAGCAAGAUUCCAUACAGUGGAUAUAUGACAGCAUAGAGAGUGCCAAGGAAGACACGAUGAAGAACACUCACACGAAGCCACCAGGAGACAACGAUGGAGACGGGUUUGAUUGUAAAGUAGAAGAGGUAAUAGAUAAAUUCAGUACGAUGGCAAUUAUUGAAGGGAAGAAGGAUCACGUGAGUCUCACAAUUGAUAACGUUCACUUGGAGUACGGUGUUGUUUAUGAAUAUGACAGUACUGCGGGAAUCAAGUGUCAUGUUGUAGAGAAGAUGGUUGAACCAAAGGGCUUCUUUAACUUAAGUUCUAAGAUUCUGGAAGCCUUAGCUAAAAGUGAUGAGCAAUUUGUUCAAAACUGCAGCAACCUACAAUCCCUUCAAGAAGUCAUUCCUGUAGAUCUUCAAAGUAAAUUCAGUGUCAUUUGCAGAGAAAAAAUUGACCACAUCUACAGGCGAAUCACCAGUUACAGAAAGUUUUCAAGAGUUUUGAAAAACCGUGCUUGGCCCACCUUCAAACAAGCAAAGUCAAAGAUCUCACCUCUGCACAGCAGUGACUUCUGUCCAACAAAUUGCCACUUUAAUAUCAUGGAAGUUUCUUACCCCAAAACGUUGACUUCCCUUGGCAGCGCUUUUGGAGUCCAGCUGGACAACAGAAAGCAAAUCUCCAAUGACAAGGAAAAUAGAAAUUCAGAACAAGGUAAACUGAACCCGAUGGUAUAUGUACAGCAUACGAUAACAACUAUGGCUGCUCCAUCCGGGCAUUCUCUGGGCCAGCAAGAUGGCCAUGGCCUUCGUUAUCUGCUUAAAGAUGAAGAUCUAGAAACACAGGAUAUCUACCAAAAGUUAUUAAGCAAGCUGCAGUCUGCGCUGACUGAGAUCGAAACCUGUGUGUCACAGAUUGAUGACCUCCUGUCUUCAAUAACAUGUUCUCCCAAAUUGGAACGUAAAACAGAUACAUUGAUAGCCACGGACAGUGACAAUGAUAAGGGAGACCGGAAUGGAAAGAAAGUCUGCUUCAAUGUAGCUGGUGAUGAACAGGAGGAUUCAGGUCACGAUACCAUCAGCAACAGAGAUUCUUAUAGUGAUUGCAACAGUAACAGAAAUUCAAUUGCCUCAUUUACGAGUAUCUGCAGUAGCCAGUGUAGUUCCUAUCUGCACAGUGAUGAAAUGGACUCUGGUGAUGAGCUUCCCCUAAGUGUCCGCAUUUCACAUGAUAAACAAGACAAGCUACACAGCUGUUUAGAGCACCUCUUUAGUCAGGUGGAGUCAAUUACCAAUCUUUUGAGAGGUCCAGCAAUUUCAAGAGCCUUUGAGCAUACCAAGUAUUUCACACCAAUGAGAAGUUUACAAGAUUUUCAACAGGAAAUGGAGCCUAAAUUAAGCUGUCCAAAGCGGUUAAGGCUUCAUAUUAAGCAAGACCCUUGGAAUCUUCCCAGUAGUGUCCGCGUUCUUGCACAGAACAUUAAAAAAUUUGUAGAAGAGGUGAAAACUCGGAUACUCUUGGCAUUACUUGAAUAUUCAGACAGUGAAAUACAGCUCAGGAGAGAUAUGGUGUUUUGUCAAAGCCUGGUGGCCACCGUCUGCUCCUUCUCUGAACAACUACUGGCCGCAUUAAACCAGAUGUUUGACAGCAACCGAGAAUAUGAAAUGGAAACCCAGGAGGCCAGCAGGAGAUGGCUGGAACAGAUAGCGAGUGCCGGAGUGCUUCUCCACUUCCAGUCACUCUUAUCGCCAAAUCUGGUGGAUGAGCAAGCUAUGCUGGAAGACUCACUUGUUGCACUAUUUGACUUGGAAAAAGUCAUGUUCUACUUCAAGCAAGCAGAGCAGGGCCCACUUGUGGCAAAUGUCCCCAUAACAUAUCAAGCAGAAGGAAGUCGGCAAGCAUUGAAAAUAUAUUUCUAUGUUGAUAGUUAUCAUUUUGAACACCUUCCUCAGAGGCUGAAGAAUGGAGGUGGCUUUAAAAUUCACCCUGUCCUAUUUUCUCAAGCUCUGGAGAGCAUGGAUGGCUAUUAUUACAAGGACAAUGUUUCGAUAGAAGAAUUUCAAGCCCAGAUUAAUGCCGCUUCCCUCGAAAAAGUUAAACAAUAUAAUCAGAAACUCAGGGCUUUUUACUUGGAUAAGUCGAAUCUGCCACCCAAUACCACAAAUAAGGCUGCGUUCAUUGAUAAGCUGAUGAGGCCGCUAAAUGCUUUGGAUGAACUCUAUCGAUUACUAGAUUCGUUUAUCCAUUCUAAGCGCACAGCAGCCUGUGCCUACACAGCAUGUGGUGCUUCGGGAGUUGGACUUCUCUCUGUCGCUUCAGAGCUCUGCAAUCGCCUGGGAGCCUGCCAUGUCAUAAUGUGCAAUAGUGGAGUGCACCGCUGCACACUGGGUGUCACCCUUGAACAGGCUCUAAUUCUCGCUAGAAGUCACGGGUUGCCUCCGCGCUACAUCAUGCAAGCAACGGAUGUGAUGAGAAAACAGGGAGCAAGGGUUCAAAAUACAGCAAAGAAUCUAGGCGUAAGAGACAGAACACCAGCAUCUGCUCCAAGGUUGUACAAGCUAUGCCAACCGCCCCCUGCUGAUGGAGAAUCCUAAAAAUAUACCUAAAGGAAAAAAAGUAAAACAAAAAACAAUCCCUGCAGUAUAUAAAGAAAAACUAAUAGACUCGGCACGGCAGGUGCCAAUAUCGGCAUUAUCCAUCGAACACAACUGAAGACAAUGCUAUUUUUGCCACUGGCUAUGAAGACCUAUGAGACCAUGGCCUAUUUUUAUGGAUUCAUACACUGGAAUUUGUGUGCCUGAUUAAGCACUUAGUGUUGGGGAUAUCCAACAAGGACUUUGAAUAUUCAAAGACUAAGAAACAUGGUCAAGACUAAAAUAAUACUCACACAACCUGGAAAUAACCAUUCUAUAUAUUCUUAUAAUGUAUUUAAUAUUUUACAGUUACAUGAAUCACAGUAUUUUCAAUAUUUUGUAUUCAGUAUUGUACUUACAAUGGAGAAAGAAAAAUAUUUCUAUGUGUUUCUUUAUCAAUAAACAUAAUAUUAUUUUUUAAAAAUUCAAUCCUAUACAGAAUCGGACAGUAUUUUGUGACCAAGAGUAAUGGGAGCUGUAGCUUACAGCUGAACUCAGGAGAGAUCCUUUCUCCGACAUAAACCAUUUUCUUUAAGAGGCAUAAAAAUGCAUUGUGCACACAAAGCAUUUCAAUUUUGUUCAAGUAUAAUUUGAUAUUUCAGGAUAAUGCAAAACUGCUGACAAUUUCAGUUAUUUGCUCAAUUGGUUUAGUUUGCUGAAUGUGUAUAAAAAUAUAUUUUUUAUGUGUUAAACAUUAAUAAUAAAGUAGAUUUUUUACAUGUAUAAAGAUUAUCCAAUUAACUUGCAAUGCCAGCAUAUUUAACUAUUUGGAAUAUAAAAUGUUGGCUGCGCAGCAUAAUGUGUCACUUGUCAUGCUGGUGUUUGAAAGGUUAAAAUAAAUGUAUUUUAUUAGAAUCACAAUUCUCUUCAAACUGAUCCCUGUGCUAAACAGAGUAUCACUAUGUUUUAUAUAGGUGCACAAUAUUCUUUGUU